CCCUGUUGCUGGUCUGUCAGUCUCUUUCACAGCCAAAUUCGCCAAACAAAACAGGAGGUCAUUUCAGUACACAUCCGUCGAUUGAAGGAGACUAGGGACUACUAUCGAGAGAGGGCGAGUGAUGGCAUCGGGCUGGGGAAUCUCAGGGAACAAAGGUAGAUGCUACGAUUUCUGGAUAGAUUUCAGCGAGUGCAUGUCUCGUUGCCGUGAACCCAAGGACUGUGUUCUCCUUCGUGAAGACUACCUGGAGUGCCUCCACCACUCCAAAGAGUUUCAACGGAGAAAUCGUGUUUACAAGGAAGAGCAGCGUCAACUCAGAGCAGCUGCGCGGAAGGGCAAGGAAGGUGGAGAUGUUAUUGAUAAACACCAUUAGCCGUAAUCAAUUUCCUUUCAAAACUUCUACUAAUAAAAGAAUAUUUGAAGAUGUUGUAUUUGUCUGAACUAGUAUUUUGACUUGUUCAAGCAAGUGACAUUACUUUUGUUUACUCUUUGAUGGAUGUGGGCGGUUUUGGUUUGUGCAAUAAGGUAAAGGUCAAUAACCUCUACUUGUGUACACGUAUUUGCUACUUGAGUCUAAGUAUUUGUCUCGUUAUGCCAAUUUGAUACUUGGAACCUCUUCAGAUA
Tripterygium wilfordii is the source of this 624-nucleotide messenger RNA. Its product is annotated as NADH dehydrogenase [ubiquinone] iron-sulfur protein 5-B-like. Gene Ontology annotation, biological process: mitochondrial respiratory chain complex I assembly. The transcript is spliced from 2 exons. Bases 122 to 373 code for a protein of 83 amino acids. The record is from RefSeq and is a predicted model, not a curated record. NCBI's taxonomy places the organism in Eukaryota, Viridiplantae, Streptophyta, Magnoliopsida, Celastrales, Celastraceae.